This is a messenger RNA of Drosophila kikkawai, 1010 nucleotides long. RefSeq names its product CD209 antigen-like. Gene Ontology annotation, molecular function: signaling receptor activity. The record is from RefSeq and is a predicted model, not a curated record. Lineage: Eukaryota; Metazoa; Arthropoda; Insecta; Diptera; Drosophilidae.
UUUCAGAGAAAUCAUUUAGUAAUUGCAAAAUGCAUCUGCAGUACAGAGCUCUGUUGGGUCUCCUGGGCCUAGUUUUAUUCUGUGGAGCAAGUUCUAAUGCCCAGCCAGCUGAGCCAGUUGCCGCCAGAUUGGUGGGCAUAAGCCCCACUAGCCUGAUAUUUAUCAAGGACACGUACUACUACAUUGAGUCCUCGGCCCAAAAGAACUGGUUUAAUGCCCUCGUAGCCUGCCAGCAAAUCGGCUACGAAUUGGUCUCCCUGCAAAACGAAGAAAAGUUCAACAUAUUGGUUAAUUUUCUCAUCUCUUCGCGGAAAAAACUAUAUUAUUGGACUUCAGGAAAUGAUCUCUACACUUUGGGAAAACAUCAUUGGUAUCCCGGUAACGAGACGGUCUCAGCCAGCCUUUGGGGACCUAAGCAACCGGACAAUUUGGGUGGAGUGCAGCACUGCGAUGCACUAUGGAAGAAGAGUAAUAGUUACGUCUUGAAGGACGACAACUGCAAUUUGGCUAGAUACUACAUUUGUGAGCUGGUUAUUCCUUCUGCUACUACUGCUGCUCCUGCUACUUCGGAGCCUACUACUCCUGCUUCAACUUCUUCAUUAUCUACUUCGGCUCCUGAAUCUUCUUCAUCUACUUCUGCUCCUGAAUCUUCAUCAUCUACUUCUGCUCCUGAAUCUUCAUCAUCUACUUCGGCUCCGGAAUCUUCUUCAUCUACUUCUGCUCCUGAAUCUUCUUCAUCUACUUCUGCUCCGGAAUCUUCUUCAUCUACUUCUGCUCCUGAAUCUUCAUCAUCUACUUCUGCUCCGGAAUCUUCUUCAUCUACUUCUGCUCCUGAAUCUUCAUCAUCUACUUCGGCUCCUAAAUCUUCUUCAUCUACUGCUGCUCCUUAAAAAUAACUUAACUAUUUCAAUACCAACGUUUUAUUCAGUUUAUUCUUGAAACCUAACUAAACUUGUAUUUUAUUUACUUAAUAAAUAUUAAUAAAUAAUUUUUGCUUCAAAAUGAAAAAA